This is a messenger RNA of Arabidopsis thaliana (thale cress), 243 nucleotides long. RefSeq lists its product as uncharacterized. The record is from RefSeq and is marked reviewed. NCBI's taxonomy places the organism in Eukaryota, Viridiplantae, Streptophyta, Magnoliopsida, Brassicales, Brassicaceae. The coding region runs from base 1 to 243 and encodes 80 amino acids. The transcript has a single exon.
AUGAACCAAGCAACUCUUUUAUCUGAAAACCACUUUGUGUUCUGUUUCUCCCAUGAUCUUAUCUCUUUCCUCUCAUCAAAAGCUGUGUAUGUACAGAACGAUGGGAGAGUGACUUGGGCUGACAAUUCUCAAGUUACACACUUAAACAGGGCUAUGCAAGCCUCUGUUUUAUUGGGUCGGAGUUGCGCCUUCUCUGGUUUUGGGCAGAUUUUUCCUCCACUACUUUUUGAGAUGCUGGCGUGA